Rhododendron vialii is the source of this 4281-nucleotide messenger RNA. RefSeq names its product FRIGIDA-like protein 5. Bases 342 to 4058 code for a protein of 1238 amino acids. The record is from RefSeq and is a predicted model, not a curated record. The transcript has 7 exons. Lineage: Eukaryota; Viridiplantae; Streptophyta; Magnoliopsida; Ericales; Ericaceae.
UGGGGUUGCACACAGAUUUCCUCGCAAUCUUAUCAUCUCUCUCUCUCUCUCGCUCCGUCUCCCUCUCGGCUCUCUCUCUCUCUCUCUCUCUCUCUCUCUGCAAAACUCUCUUGUAAACCCAAUAAUUUUCUUACAUUCUGUCGCCAAAACUCGAAAUACAAAAACCCUAGGGAGAGAAUUCAAACCGACAUUGUCUCUCUUUGGGAUUCCGCUGUAAUUAGGGUUUACCGUUUACGUAACAGUUUCCGCUAGUGUUUAAUGUGUAUGCACACAUAACGUCAUAUAUUUAGACGUGUAUUCUUCCUUUGCAUGUCUGUAUCGUUUGUAAGGAGAAGACGGAGAUGGCUAUACCAGAUAGGAUAUCAGAGAAACUCAAACUCAUUGAUUCGAAGAAAAACAGCCUACGGAAUGUAAUUCUGAUGCUGGCAAUGGAAUGGAAGGAUCUCGACGAGCAAUUGGACUCGACCGAGAAGUGCGUGCAAGGAACCCUCGACGAACUCCGUAUCAGCGAGAACAACUUGGAGUCGGUUCGAGAAAGCAACAAAGAGCUUCAGUCAAUUCGGGAAUCCAUCGAGUCACGUGCAGAAGAACUGGAAAUGAGAGAGAAGGAAUUCCUUUCUUUCCAACAGACGCAGAUUGAAGAACUGAAGUUGAAACAGGAGCAAUUGGACACAAUGCGUAGGUUGGCCGAUGUACAAAUUAAAGAGGCUGAGCUUAGAGAGGAAAGGCUCAAUGAGCAAUACGAGUCGUUGGAGGGGCUUUUGGAGAAGCUUAAGUCGGAGAAGGAACAAUUGGAGCAUAUCCAGAGGUCUAUAGGCCAAAGAUUCGAAGAAAUCAUAUUGAAAGAGACGUACUUUGAAGGUCGUGCUAGAGAACUUGAUUCCAUCCAGAAUUGGAUAGAGAGGCGUGCCAAAGAGCUUGACACGAAAGAAGAACAGGUUGAUGACCGCAUUAACGAACUGAAGUUGGAAGAGGAGUUGAUUCGGAAAUUGAAUGAAGAACGUUGCAAGGAACUCGAAUUAAAAGAGAGAGAUAUUUAUUCUGCUCAGAAGUUGAAUGAAGAACUGUCUAAGGAACUUGAGUCCAAAGAGAAGCAACUGGAGGCAACUCAAAAAUACAUCAAUGAGUCCUUUAAAGAGUUUCAUUUGAAAAGCAAGCAACUCAAGUUGGACAAAAAAUUGUUCGAGGAGCGCAGUAAGGAACUUGAAUCAAAAGAGAAACAACUUGAGGAACAGUGUAAAGAAGUUGAGUUGGGACAGAAGCAAUUUGUCAAUACUAGUGUGCAUUCCUGUGUAAAGGCGGAGCAAGUGGAAGAUAUGAUGCCAGUUGACAAGGCAGAAAUUCAAUUUGUUGUCACAAUGGACGGAAGGAGUUUGCAAUUGUUCCUAAAUGAACGGUCACUUGAUGACGAGUCAAUGCCGAGUGAAGUUUAUAGAGCGCUUCGAUUGUCAUUGGAUCCUGCAAAGCUAGUACUGGAUGCAAUGGAAGGGUUUUACCCUCCUCAUCUCAAGAAGGGGGAUGUGGGGUUUGAAGAGGACGUAGUUAGGAGGAGUUGCAUAGUUUUGCUAGAGCAGUUAAUGAAGAUCUCUCCUCUGAUUAAACCUUGUGUGAAAGAAGAAGCAUUGAAGCUUGCUAAAGAGUGGAAGGCAAAAAUAAGAGCGGUGCCCGCUAACUACUUGGAGGUGUUGGGCUUCUUGCAGCUCUUAGCUUCCUACAAGUUGGCUUCUGGUUUUGAUGCUGAUGAGCUUUUAAAGCUUUUUGCUGUUGUGGUGGAGCAUAAUCAAGCACCUGAUUUGUGUCGGGUCCUUGGUUUCACAGAGAGGGUUCCUGAUCUCAUUGAAAUUUUUGUCAAGCAGAAGCAAGAACUUGUGGCUGUUAGACUUAGUUUUGGUUUUGGGCUUUGUGAUAAGUUCCCACCUGUACCCCUCUUGAGAAGGUACUUGAAUCGCGCCAAGAUGGUUUCCCAGAAACAAAGCAAUAUGGGAAAAGAGUCAAGAGAAGCACAAGAUAGGGUAAUAGAUGAAAGAGUAGCUUCUAUCAGAGCUGUUAUCAAAUGCAUUGUCGAUCACAACCUUGAAUCCCAGUUCAAUUGCAAAGGCCUUGAACAAGGUAUUGAACAGCUUUUAGUACGGAAGGAAAGUAACAAGCGGAUUAGAGCGCGUCUCAUCAAGGCUCGAGCACCUGUAUACAAUGCUAAUAAAGUUACGUCAUCCACCAGUGCCCCUUUGCACCCUAAAGCUACUGCGUCCAAGCUUGACCCUACCACCCAUACUAUGGCCUGCAUCCUUGCCAACAUGGACGGAAAGAAUUUGCAACUUUUCUUGAAUGAACAUUUGGAAGAGCAUGAAUGGAUACACAAGGAAAUUUAUGAUGUUCUCAAAACGUCAUCUGACUCAGGAAAGCUUGUUCUAGAUGCAAUUCAAGGGUUUUAUCCUCCACAUUCAAAAAAGGGAGGCAUAGAUAUUGAAGCUAGUGUUAUAAGGAGGAGUUGCAUUUUCUUGUUGGAGAUAUUAAUGAGACUGUCAGAGCGGAUUAAACCUCAAGUGAAAGCAGCAGCUAUGAAACUUGCAGUUGAUUGGAAAACAAAAGCAGAAGUCGAUGAAAAAAAUUCAUUGGCAGUCUUGGGUUUUUUGCUACUUGUAGGUACCUAUGGAUUGGCCGCCACCUUUGAUACAGAUGAGCUUCGUGAUCUUUUUCAGACUGUUGCAGAGAAUAGAUUAGCUCCUCAAUUAUCUCAAGCCCUUGGUUUCUCAGAAAAGGUUCCUGGGAACAACAUCCUUCAUUUCCAAAGAACGAUUGACGAAUCUGCCUCAGCAAGUCUGCAAUUGAACAGCGUAGUUCCUUCUUCAUCUCUGGGCCCUUCUCAUUCAAUGUGGGAUGAAGUUCCUGCUUGUAUUCAAUUUGCAUCAGAUCCUGCAAAGCUUGUCUUGGAUUCAAUGCUAGGCUGUUAUCACUCAAACUUCAAGGCGAAUGCCAUAAAAGCUUUCAAUCUCUUGCUAAGUCGGUUAUUAAGAGUCCCACUAGAGAUUAAAACUCCAGUGAAAGAAGAGGCAAUGAAGUUUGCGUCUGAUUGGAAAGACAACGCCGAGCUGCACCAUCCUUCAGAAGUGUGGUGCUUUUUGUUGUUCUUAGCCACCUACAAAGGGGCCUCUUGUUUCCCUACGAAUGAGCUUCUUGAUCUUUUGGAGAUUGUUUAUAACCAAAGACAGGCAACUGAUUUGUUUGGCGCCCUUGGACUGGCAGAUGAGGCCUCGAAUUUUAUCAGACGUCUUAUUCAUAGAGAACUGUACAUGGACGCUAUUAAGUAUAUUUGCGGAUUCAGUCUCGUUGAUGAGUUCCCACCAACACCUCUCCUAGAAAGAUACUUGAGUCGUGAAAAAGAGGCUGCCAAGAAUAUACGCAAGGAGGGAAGCAAGGGAGGCAACUUUCUUCAAGCACAGGAUAAGGCCAUAAGGAAAGAAGUAGUUGCUCUCAACACAGUAAUCAACUGCAUAGAAUUGCACAGGCUUGAAUCACAAUACUCACCUGAGAACCUUAAGACACGUAUUGAAGAGUUGUUACGGCGGCAGAGAAGUGUUGCACCAGCCCCUGCUGCCAAGGGUCAACUGCGAGAGGAAGUGGACAAGAGGAGUGCUAUGCAAUCCCUUGCCUUGGUGGCUCAGCCGCAAGAGCAGAAUGGGAGGAAACGUAUUGCCCCCGGCCUUGACCAUGACUCUAAUACUCCACCUCAACAGCGUUCUGCUAAAAAAAUUUGUCGAGAUCAUGUAAGCAUGGCUCACCCCAUUGAGUCGCCACAACAGCCUUAUCAGCACCCACCUGGUGGAUUUGCUGCAGAAACUGCACCUUAUCGUAAUACACACUAUGCACACUACUCCCUUGGGGCCUCCAGUCCUGUUCCCGCCAUGCGUAUGAGUCCUAUACGAUCGGAAUAUGGAUCUGGUACUCCUAGCAGGGGAUUCCCGCCAUUCGGUUUGGUGGGUUCCAAAUAUGGUUCUGUUCCUAAUUUCAAUGCCAAACCAUAUACAGUAGCAGGAACACCUCAUUAUUCGCUGUCUUAGUGACUUCAAGAUUAGGUUCUGGGUUUAGGCUUCAAGCAUGUCCGUGAUGUUUACUACCUUCAUUGUAAAUAGCGCAAGUUGGGUCUUUUAGUCUUUGACGAUUGUUAGUUCCCACUUGUCGUUUAUGAUGGAAAGAUGCGAUGCUCUGUGCAAGGAUAAAAAAAAAUACAAUGCUCUGGCCAGAAAAAGUAAAUAAACAUCGUCGUCUUCUUCUUUUUUCGUA